This is a messenger RNA of Acipenser ruthenus (sterlet), 2614 nucleotides long. RefSeq lists its product as uncharacterized. NCBI's taxonomy places the organism in Eukaryota, Metazoa, Chordata, Actinopteri, Acipenseriformes, Acipenseridae. The record is from RefSeq and is a predicted model, not a curated record. Gene Ontology annotation, molecular function: ATP binding; microtubule binding; microtubule motor activity. Bases 116 to 1210 code for a protein of 364 amino acids. The transcript has 8 exons. Gene Ontology annotation, biological process: microtubule-based movement.
AAUAUGGAGGUGCUGUAUUUCUCACUUUGUGCAGUUUAAACAGGCCACCGAAGAAAAAAAAAAAAUUGUGGAAAAUUACAACUCUGAAAGGGUCCUGAGGAAAAAGUACUAUAACAUGGUAGAAGUCAUGAAAGGUAAAAUCAGAGUCUUCUGCCGCAUAAGACCUUUAAAUAAAUCUGAAGAAGCCCGUGGAAGUCGGUUUGUUGUUGGCUGCCCAGAUGAAUAUUCUGUGACUGUGGACAGUGCCCGUGGACUGAAAGAGUUCCAAUUUGACAAGAUUUUCAAUAGCACAAGCUCCCAGGAGGAAGUUUUUGAGGACACAAGCAGGCUAAUACAGUCAGCUGUAGAUGGCUACAAUGUGUGCAUUUUUGCUUAUGGGCAGACUGGCUCAGGGAAGACAUUUACUAUGAUAGGUGACAAAGAACUAAAAAGUCCUGGUGUGAUGCCAAGAGCUUUCAACAGAAUUUUCCAUAUUGUAGAAGAAAAUAAAACUAAAUUUGAUUUUAAGGUCUCUGUCUACAUGCUGGAGCUGUAUAAUGAACGCUUGCUGGAUCUUUUUGUAAACCCAAAUGAGGCCUUUAACAAAAAGAUUGAAAUUAAGAAGGACAAAAAGGGUCUUGUGUUUGUUCAGGGUGCAGAGACAAAAGAGGCAGCCAGUGCUGAAGCGCUCUUUGCACUGUUUAAACAAGGCUGUAUGAACCGGCAUAUUGCAUCCACAAAAAUGAAUGUUGAAAGCUCCCGAUCGCACCUGAUCAUUGGAGUGACAAUUGAAAGUACAAACCUCACGAACGGGAGUGUUACAUAUGGGAAACUCAGCCUGGUUGAUUUAGCAGGAAGUGAAAGGGCAGCAAAGACUGGAGCAAAGGAUGAGCAGCUGAAGGAGGCGAACUCAAUCAAUAAAUCUCUGAGUGCUUUGAGUGAUGUCAUCUUUGCCCUUUCAACUGAACAGUCCUUUAUACCAUACCGCAAUAAUAAGCUGACUCAGCUCAUGCAAGAUUCACUGGGAGGCAAUGCAAAAACACUUAUGUUUGUUAACAUAUCUCCUGCUGAUUACAAUGCUGAAGAAACAGUCAUUUCAUUGAUCUAUGCCACACGUGUUAAAGCAAUAACCAAUAAUGCUCAGAAAAACUCUGAAUGUAAGGAGAUAACUCGUCUUAAAGAGAUUAUAUUGAAGUUAAAGUCAGGGCAGCCAGUUGAAGACGAGAUUUGAGUGAUGUGCUUCAGCGACAAUACUCCAGAUAACUAGCAGCACAAACCCAUCCCAGACAGAACAGCAAACAGAAUAGAGUAAAUCCUGUAGUGAAGGUUUUCAUUUAUUCUUCAAACACAAAAUAAAUAAAAUAGUAAUGUAUUCAUCAAUGUGAUUGAUUCUAUUUUUCCUAGUCUCCAACUGCUUGUAAAGGUUAAGGAGUAAUUAUGCUGGUUUUCAGUUACUAAUACAGCUGAAUGGUAAUCACCUGACCCUGGGUGAAUGAUUGGAAAGAUCCACUAAUAGUGGCACAAUAGAGUGUGUCUAACUAUAAGUAAGCAGCUUUUUUAUUACUUUAAAAUUACAUAAAAAAAACUCAAGAUCUGAUUUAAUGAUGAAUAAUAAACAAAUGAACAAUGUGACUAAUAAUCUUGCAGUUAAAUUAACACUUUUUUAACAGUUUUUGCAAAAUCUCAUUUUUUUUUUUAUUUCAAUACAAAAUAAAGUUAAUUUAAAUGCACUUGUUUAAGCUUUACCGCUUUAAGGCAAUACAGGACAGCCUUCGUAACGAGUCCAUAGAUUGAAUUAAGAUCUAAUUUAUCCUCUGGACUUUUCUCAAGAUUCAGCUGCUCAAGUAUUGUUAGAAAGAAAAAAAUAUUUCAUUUUGAGCUGUUCGAUCCCCAAUGCAACUCCUCAUUCCCAUACCAAAGACUUUCUCAUUCAGAUCCUUAUUUAACUGUCCUUGCUCGUUUAGAAACCUCUCUGGCUUCAGAUGUUUUUGAUUAGUCAAAAUGGUUAUGAAAGAAGAAGCAACUCUGACCCAUAUAAGAAUGUCAUAUUUGGAUUACAGGAUGACCCAAACAUUUUGUGUAAUCCUCCAUGUUCUAACAACACUAGAGGAUAUCAUCUUGUGGAAAUGCUGUGCAGGGCCCUCUGUGAUUUGAAUAAUGUCUACUGUAGUGCGACGGGGUAUGCCUGCACCUGUAUUUAGUUGUAUUACUGUGAUUUGAAUGUAAUGUUUUGUGUUUAUUUAUAAUUCCCCAUCCAGCUAAACGUGUGCAUAAUGUGUCCAUCUCCAAAUUAAUUAAGUGAUUACCAAUUUGGAAUAUAUAUUUAAAGAGCACAUCAGCAACUCAGAAGGAGAGAGGGUUGAAUGGAGAACGAGAGAGAGAGAGCAAAGGAAAUAAAGGCUUUAAAAACAAUUGCUACGCGUGCUGGGUUAAGACCAGCACGAUACUUGUUUUGUGUGUGGUUUGUUUAAACUGUGUUUGUCCAUUGAGCCCUUUUGUUUAUUAUUAUUUAAAGUUUAUUUGAUUUAAUAAAAUAAGAGGGCAUUGGUGACUCACCCCGAAGUUCUUGUGUAUGCCUGUAUUUCCUGGUCUGUGAUGUCUUUUUAUUUAUUAUUAAACGUGCGCACCAGCGCUU